Molecule: messenger RNA, 606 nt
Organism: Caenorhabditis angaria
Lineage: Eukaryota; Metazoa; Nematoda; Chromadorea; Rhabditida; Rhabditidae
Source: the annotation of a GenBank genome assembly
AUGGCUACUCGUUACAAAAUCGAUUUCAAAAAUGGACAUCCAAUGAAUGUCAAAGCUUACGUUGGAACAACCGGUUGUUCAACCAGCUUUCAAUUUAUGUAUCGAGCAUUGGGUGGAUUUGCGGAAUUAUCGAACAUAUUGGAGAAUAGAUUCAACAGUCUUGUUAAAGACGCUGGAAAAAAAGAGAGGGUUUUUGGAAAGUAUGCGAUUCAUUGUCAACGUUAGUUUUUUAAUGGUUUGAAUUUGAAGAGAUUCAAAUAUAAAAAACACCUCAUUUCAGUAUCAUAUGAAUCCAAAAUCCAAAUUCAAACUGAUCGUGAUCUCCUAUAUGCUUUGAACAUCCACGGACUCGAUCAAUGUUUCACACGAUCACCAUUCAUUAUCACGAUCAAUUUCGAAGAAGAAUGUGAUACAAUCUACCUUGGAACUGCCCUCGAACAAUUGAUCAUGGGAACAGUCUCCGCAGAAAACAUUAUCGGUUGUUGGGGAAACCAUCCAGUUCACCUGUUACUACCCGAUAGUCGAGCUGCGAUUCCUUUGGAUAUUGAUGCAAUUUUUGCCAAGCUCAAUGCGGAAAAUGCCGCCGAGGAGAAAAAAUCGGAAUAA